Messenger RNA from Pochonia chlamydosporia 170, 1578 nucleotides. Its product is annotated as UTP--glucose-1-phosphate uridylyltransferase. Gene Ontology annotation, cellular component: cytoplasm. The record is from RefSeq and is a predicted model, not a curated record. The transcript is spliced from 4 exons. Gene Ontology annotation, biological process: UDP-alpha-D-glucose metabolic process; glycogen metabolic process. NCBI's taxonomy places the organism in Eukaryota, Fungi, Ascomycota, Sordariomycetes, Hypocreales, Clavicipitaceae. The coding region runs from base 1 to 1578 and encodes 525 amino acids. Gene Ontology annotation, molecular function: UTP:glucose-1-phosphate uridylyltransferase activity.
AUGGCUGGCGUCGUAAAGAGCGCUCUCCCCUCGCACCUGAAGCCUGCCGGCCAGAACAGCGGCGACGACAACGGCUUUGAGAAGCGUCAUCAUGGCAAGACUCGUAGCCACAUGGCUUUCGAAAACACCUCUACCAAUGUCGCGGCAGCUCAGAUGCGCAAUGCCCUCACCAACCUCGCCGAGACUGUCGAGGACCCUAAUGACAAGAAGCUGUUUGAGACCGAGAUGGACAACUUCUUCUCGCUAUUCCGUCGCUAUCUAAACGACAAAGCUAAAGGCAAUGCCGUCGACUGGGACCGUAUUGCUCCCCCAGCACAGGGUCAGGUUGUCGACUAUGAAGACCUUGCCAACUCAGAAUCUGUCAACUUCCUCAACAAGCUUGCAGUGCUGAAACUCAAUGGUGGUUUGGGUACCUCCAUGGGUUGCGUCGGCCCCAAGUCUGUGAUUGAGGUCCGUGACGGCAUGUCUUUCCUCGAUCUUUCAGUGCGACAAAUUGAGUUCCUUAACCGCACCUACGACGUCAAUGUUCCCUUCCUCCUCAUGAACUCGUUCAACACCAACGAUGAUACUGCUGCCAUUAUCAAGAAAUACGAAGGCCACAAUGUCGAUAUCCUCACCUUCAACCAGUCCCGAUACCCCCGAAUUUACAAGGACUCGCUCCUGCCAGUCCCCAAGGACUUCAAGUCUCCCAUCUCCGAGUGGUACCCUCCCGGACACGGUGACGUCUUCGAGUCUCUGUAUAACUCUGGUGUCCUUGACAAGCUAUUGGAGCGUGGCAUUGAGAUCAUCUUCCUCUCUAAUGUUGACAAUCUGGGCGCCGUCGUUGAUCUGCGCAUUCUUCAGCACAUGGUUGAGACCAAGGCCGAGUACAUUAUGGAGUUGACCAACAAGACCAAAGCAGACGUCAAAGGUGGUACCAUUAUUGACUACGAAGGCUCUGUUCGCCUGCUCGAAAUUGCGCAGGUUCCCAAAGAGCACGUCAACGAGUUCAAGUCUAUCAAGAAGUUCAAGUACUUCAACACCAACAACAUCUGGCUCAACCUCAACGCUAUCAAGCGCGUAGUUGAGAAUGAUGAAUUGGAGAUGGAGAUUAUCCCCAAUGGCAAGACAAUCCCCGGAGACAAGAAGGGAGAGUCUGAUAUUUCCAUUCUGCAACUCGAGACUGCUGUUGGUGCUGCCAUCAGACACUUCAACAACGCUCACGGUGUCAAUGUUCCCCGCAGACGCUUCUUGCCAGUCAAGACCUGCUCCGACCUCAUGCUGGUCAAAUCCGACCUGUACACCCUCAAGCACGGCCAGCUGCAGAUGAGUGCUGCUCGAUUCGGCGACGCUCCUCUCAUCAAGCUUGGAGGUGACUUCAAGAAGGUUUCUGAUUUCCAGAAGCACAUUCCUUCCAUCCCCAAGGUCCUCGAGCUCGACCAUCUUACCAUUACUGGCGCCGUCAACCUGGGUCGCGGUGUCACCCUUAAGGGAACUGUCAUUAUUGUCGCCACCGAGGGCAGCACUAUCGACAUCCCUCCUGGUUCCAUCCUCGAAAACGUCGUUGUUCAGGGUAGCUUGCGUCUGCUGGAGCACUAA